CUAACGAAAAGCAACGGAAAGUAACAUGUUUUAGGAAGAUGUUGAUCAUGGACGACGAUGCUUAUUUAACUUUUAGCACAGGCAGCACAGUUUCUCUGGUAACCUGUCACAAGAAUGAACUCUCGGGAGAAGUUCUCGCCUUUGACAAAGCCACAAAAGUAUUAGCAAUAAAAAUUCCAGCGUCGAGUGGGAAACACAACCUGUAUGAUGUCCGGCUGGUGAACCUGCAGUACGUCAGUGACAUCAAAGUGAUCAGUGAACCGGAAGGCCAAGCACCUCCGCUGACCAGUCUCAACAUGACACGCAUCAAGAGCCGGGUUCGCCAGAGUCUGGAUGAGAAGAGGAAACAGAUCAACUACGUGGGGGUUGGCGUCCCCGAGGAGGGACAGAGGUUAUUCUGGGCCAUCGUCAAAACGAUCAAUGACGUGCGGUGGGACGGUCAGAAGAUUAUAGUGAUGGACGAGGUCACCAUUCAACCACCAUACAAAGUGGAGAACUGUAUUAGCCAAUCAAACGAGAGCGGAAGAGCUCUCGACCAUGUCAAAAAGAUAGUUGACAAGUUUUUACAAGAUGAAGCCAAGCGUGGAGUUGACCGAGGAUCAAUCUCGCCCUCCCCCGCCCCCUCCAGUCCCUCCCCAGCAUCCUCAUCAUGAACUCAACACUUUUAAUCUCAACACAAUCCACUGAGGUUACAUCUGCAUUUAGUUUGUUGUGGUCUUUGUGACACACCACAAUCUAUUUAGGGCCGACUUUGUUCGGUUUUUAUUUACAACGAAGUCUUUUGAUGUUAACAUCUGUUUGACUGCUGGUUAAAUUGUUAUAUAUACAACAUAUUAGUCACUGACUUGUCGGCUAAUAUUCUAUAUUACAAUUUUAUGGGAGGGUAUGUUUUUAACUAGAAAAUAAUAUGGGGAUCAUGACACUAAAAAUAGAUGUUUUAAAAUCACUUUGCCUGUACCACGUUACAUACCUUAUAAUAAUGGCUUGUUGAUGCAGGUAUUUCCUUAUAAAUUGUUCACGUAUAUAAUAUAGAUCUUUAAAUUAAUAUAUUUCAACUAUUCUGUGUAGAAAAAUUAAACAUCGGCCCAAAAUAUAACAGACUGUUGUCAAAUAAACAAAUGCACACAAAUGUGUUGAUCGGUAGGUAUUUAAACACUUAAAAAGUGGCUUCAAUUCUUCUAUAUGAUAUGAAGUUAAAAUGUUUCGACUACUUAUGUAUUAUGUAGUUCUAGGGCCAAUUCACUAAACUCUCGCAACUUUGCGAUCUCGUUGUGCAAUGCUAAAAGACUUGCAAAGAGGAUACUUUGUUGUUAGCAGAGCCCAAGAGACCGUUGUGAAUUAGGCCCCUGUAGUGCAAAGGGCAUUACCUGGUCAUUACCAUUGUCAAACAUUUAAAAAGGUUUUCACAUGUUCAUCAAUAUUAGCUUUUUUUUAUCUUGACUGGAAGUUGAUGUGUUCAAGAGUGCUUAGUAAAGCAGGGAAUACUUGUCAAAGUGUUGAAGAAUCUCAAAGUGCAACAAAGACUUGCAGUAUUGUUGAUCAGAUUUCUAGAUUUUUUUUUUUUUUAAACCCAGUUUUAUUUCGGCUUCCGUUCUUUAGGAAGAUUGUGACAUUUUAUCAUUGACUUGUAUGUCUGAUGUUGAAUACCAGACAUACAGUUGAACAGGAUUUAACAUCCAGUUUCAUAAUAUUAUAACACAAUUAUUGAAUACUGCUGGACUAUUAAAUUAUUUAUAUUAUUUUUUAAAUUGAAUUUGUAACUUUUGAGAAAAUCUAUUCAUACAGUUUUUCAUGUUUUUUUUUUUUAGAAGGAGAUGUUAACCAUCGAUCAAUAACUGAAUUUAAUUAUUCAAAUGAAAACAUCAGUUUUCCACAACGUUUUGCAAACCCAUUAAUUUAUUAACUAAAUAUGGUUGUGCCACAUCACCACAAGUAGCCAUCACCUUUGAGGAAAUUCUGAGGUUACAAGGACUUUCCUUUUUACUUUCCUCCCGUAAGUUAUUUAAUGUACAUCACUGAAGCAAUCAUGUCCUGAACUGAUUAUUAUCAUUUUAUCAUGCAGUCAUGACUGUUCAUGUGGUGACCAAACAUACUUAUUAAUAUUACUAAAGAAUAAAAAAAAAUACAAACAA
Molecule: messenger RNA, 2132 nt
Organism: Gigantopelta aegis
Lineage: Eukaryota; Metazoa; Mollusca; Gastropoda; Neomphalida; Peltospiridae
Product: protein LSM12 homolog
Exons: 5
Coding region: 39-653 (204 amino acids)
Source: RefSeq, a predicted model, not a curated record